This is a messenger RNA of Blastomyces dermatitidis ER-3, 372 nucleotides long. Its product is annotated as ubiquitin-conjugating enzyme variant MMS2. The coding region runs from base 1 to 372 and encodes 123 amino acids. NCBI's taxonomy places the organism in Eukaryota, Fungi, Ascomycota, Eurotiomycetes, Onygenales, Ajellomycetaceae. Gene Ontology annotation, biological process: protein K63-linked ubiquitination; DNA damage tolerance. Gene Ontology annotation, cellular component: nucleus. The transcript has 4 exons. The record is from RefSeq and is a predicted model, not a curated record.
AUGUCCGCCGUCGUACCUCGAAGCUUCCGUCUCCUGGAAGAGCUUGAAAAUGGAGAGAAAGGGCGUGGUGCAGAAGCAUGUUCCUAUGGUUUAGCGAAUGGAGACGACGUCACAAUGACAAAUUGGAAUGGGACCAUUCUAGGACCCCCUCAUAGUGUGCAUGAGAACCGGAUAUACAGUGUCAAUAUCAAAUGCGGCGAAAAUUACCCCGAUUCUCCACCCACGAUAAAUUUUGUUUCCAAGGUGAACCUUCCGUGUGUCGAUCCCCGAAACGGUAAAGUCGAUCUGACGAAGUUACCCCGCCUUACUGUAUGGAAGAGGGAGUUCACGAUGGAAACCAUUCUGCUGGAGAUUAGAAGGCAAGCAAUAUAA